AUGGUCCGAGCGCACCAAAAAAUUAGCUUUGAAAAGCCUCCUUCAGGUCCAUAUAAGCCAUCUUCGAGCUACGUACUGGGAAUUAGAAUUUUUGAAGCUUUAUCUAGUAUAGCAAUCGUAAUUUCACUUGCUAUUACUGCGGCUUAUCAUAAUAUACUAUAUAAUAACGGAAUUAAUUACGAUGGAUCUAAAUUCGGUUCGAGUAAUGAUUCGGGUUUUGACCAUGAUGGCGUUAUGCCAUGGAUAAUUUAUGGAUUAGUAAUUUCAGUAACGAGUUUUGUAACUUCUACAAUUUUUAUGCUUGACCGUGAGGUAAAAUUCUCACUAUUACAAGCAGUGACCUCAAUUAUUUUUUGUGCGGGUUACGUAGCUUAUAUUGUAGUUGGAGCUUUAAACACUCCAACUUGGUUAGAUUGUAGUUCUAUUGAUAGUUCAUCAGGUGCAGAUGCAGAUUUAAUUGGUGCAAUGAGUAACAGAUGUUCUGCUCCAAAAGCUGCUGAAUUUUUCGCUUUUGUUGCAACUUUUGCUUAUUGUUUUAGUGCAUCUACUGCGAUAAGGGUUUUUCUUGAUAGUAAAUUUGGUCCAAAAGUUGAAGCUAAGGAAAAAACUAAGGAAGAUAUUGAAACAAGAGAACUUGUUUUACCAUGGUAUGCUUUUUGUCUUGGUCUUUCAAGUCACAAUAAACCCUCUCAUAAAACAUUCAGGAUCAAACGUGUCCUUGGAAAGAAACAAAAACAGAAUCGUCCUAUUCCUCAAUGGAUCCGUCUUCGUACUGGAAAUACGAUUAG
Molecule: messenger RNA, 788 nt
Organism: Dentiscutata erythropus
Lineage: Eukaryota; Fungi; Glomeromycota; Glomeromycetes; Diversisporales; Gigasporaceae
Source: the annotation of a GenBank genome assembly